Drosophila sulfurigaster albostrigata is the source of this 1706-nucleotide messenger RNA. RefSeq lists its product as uncharacterized. Gene Ontology annotation, cellular component: cytosol. The transcript is spliced from 3 exons. Lineage: Eukaryota; Metazoa; Arthropoda; Insecta; Diptera; Drosophilidae. Gene Ontology annotation, biological process: ubiquitin-dependent protein catabolic process. Gene Ontology annotation, molecular function: polyubiquitin modification-dependent protein binding. The coding region runs from base 316 to 1584 and encodes 422 amino acids. The record is from RefSeq and is a predicted model, not a curated record.
UUUUUCAGUUUGAGUCGCAACACUUGGAGAAUUCAUUAUUAUUUAAUUUGAGUAUGCAAAAUAUGUUUGAUAUUAAACUAUUAAUUUUGAAAAAGUGAGUUAACAAACACUGGCCUGCCUAUCGACUAUCGUUCUAGCUACGAACCAUCGCUAGCGGGUCAACAAGAAAAUAAAUUAUAAAGGAACACUGGCUUGUCUAUCGGUCAUCGGCUUAUCGUUCUAGCUACGUCUCAUCGACGACAAGACGCAGUUGGACUUAAAUAUAUUAAUAAACAACUACAAAUUGCGACUGAAGGAAGAUACUAUAACAAUAUAAUGGCUAACAAUAACAAUACUGUAUAUUGUGGCGUACAUGUAAAGAACAAAUUUAGCGAUUUCCAUCCACUGCAUAACAUUGAUUUGGAACAAAAUGUGGCGUACUUGAAGAAAAUCAUUACACAGCAGCUGCAGCUGCAGUUUGAUGCCAACGAACUUGAUAUAUGCUACCUUGGCAAGAUACUCGACGAUGACUCGAAGUUGUCCAAUGCCAUGAAACCGAACGCAAUUGUUCAUUGUUUUCGCAAAAUGAAGGGCUAUGAACCGUAUCAACCGCCCCCCGCCAGCGAUAUCAAUACCAAACACAUCCAGGAACUAUUCUCUCUGACGUCGCAUUUACAGAUCAGCGUGACGUCGCGCUUUAAUAUACUGCAGAAAAUACUGGUGGAGUAUCCAGAAUUUCGUCGCAAUUUGGGCGCCCAGGCAUUAAUACGCGAUUCGGUGCUGUUUAAUAUGUUGCACGAACCAGAGGUAGUUCAGAAUCUAGUACGCGAUUAUCCGCUAAUCUGCGAUGCGGCCUCCUUCAUUGUGGACACCAUACGCAAGGAGCUAGCACGAAACAGUUCUGCGCCACAAUUUCAAGAGCAGGCUGCUUCCGAGUCGACCACAUCGUCCGAGGAAGAGAAUUCCUUAGGCGCUGGAAGCAGCAGCAGCGGCGGCAGCAGCAGCACUGCAGCUGUUAAUGUGGCCGCCGCUGCAGCUGCCAAUCGUCGCGAUGAACUGGCCAACAUCCGUCAGAUCAGUCGCCAGCAGCUGGCCAAUGCUUUGGCACGCGUGGAUAUGAGCUCAUUUAACUCGCUGUCCAAUAUUGCACAGCGCAAUGUGGACGAGGCGCUUGGUGAUGAUCAGCCACAAACUAGUGCAGGAGGAGGCAACAACACUGCAUCCACUGCAUCUACAACUGCAGCAAGCGGUGCAACUUCUGCUAUAUCCUCGGAGUUGUUUCGCAAUGAGCUAGCGCGCGCCUUUCAAUCGUUGCAGUCACAACAACCGCCAACGGCAACAGCAACCAAUGCACCAGUGGAAAACAUGGAUGUGGAGGCGGCAGAUCACGAUGCUGCCGAUGAUCCUGAGGAUGACGACGAUGCUGUGGCUGGCGAUGAUAGUGAUGUGCUGCCGCGUUGCUAUCGCCGCCAUCGCUUCACGGAUCAGUUGCGGACCAUGGCAGCCAUGGGAUUCAUCAAUCACACGCAGAAUGUUAAUUACUUGACGCUGGCCGAUGGAAAUGUGGAGCACGCCAUAAAUCUGCUGAUGUCGGGCAUGAACUGAAAUCUUUCACUCUUAGCACAUUGUAUUUAUUCUGCUGUUGCUGCUGCCAGAUGUCGUCAUAUAUAUGAAUAUAUAUAUAAAUAUAUAAAUUAAAUGUAGUAUGUGAAUUCACAUACAAUAUA